AUGUUGCUCACAUUAUCGCAGCCCGGGAAAUCAGAUUUUGGCGCACGUGCUACGCAUGACUUUAAAUCGACACAAUUACCCAGAUACUCUCCAAAGUCCAUGACGAACGACGCUGUACGACCUCCACUGCCGGCCAGUAUCACCCCAACCAUGUCGAACCAACACAGAGGCUUGCCUCCACCAGCGGCCAUGACCCUGCCGGAUCCAGGGAGGGCUCCGCCAAUGAUUCCCCCACCGCCGCCACCGGUGCAAGCGCCGGCGCAUAUCCACCAUGAGGCCCAAAGGACGCAAUGGCAGGACGAAGGGGAAUCAUCGCGUAGCUGGCAUGCGACUCGGGUUGAAGAGGAGAGACGAAGGCAAGAGGAAGAGAAGACACGGCAGGAGUCGUUGAGAUUGGAGCAGAGACGGGUCGAACAUUCAAUGCUGCGAGAGUCAAUGCAGGGUGGCAUUCCUCCGCAUAUGGUGCCCAUGAUCUUUGCAGGAAUCGGCGGUGCCAACCUGGCCAACUUCAGCCUCGAGGUCUUGCAACAAUACACUGCUCAACUCCAGGCCGCUCAACAACAGCUCCAGCAGUCCGGCCAGGAAGAUGCAAGGGAACGAAGAAGCAUCAACCAGCCUCCAGCCCCGUAUGCAUUGCCUUCACAACCGCAAUCGCAGGCACAUGCUGGCGCCAUGCCCCAACAGCCUCCGCCACCGCUGGCUGCCCAUCAAUCGACUUUCUCUGCCUUCCAAUCGACAUCACCUCCAGGCAGACGGAUUCCUGGAGCGCCUCGGUCAUCCGUGGCUCAAUCCACCCUGCCUCGUCUGACAACUGGAGACAUGCAGGUCAAUCCACCUCCGUCGGCGCCGAGCAGCGCUCACCCUCUGCAUCAGACUCAAACCAUUCAGAAAGACCAGCCGGCCUCGUCACCGUCCAUCUACUUCCACCACUGGGUGCCACCGACGUCACAGGCUGACUCCAAGUCGGGUAACCAGCCGCAGACCCCAGUCACGGGCACAGGUGCAUCGCACAAUGCUGAAGCCGGCCACCACCCAGCAGACAGCCCUCGCAAGCGCAAGAACCAGCAAGCCCACCAGCCGCCUCCGCCGCCAUCGUCGCUUCCAGCUCAAUCUCAAUCAAGCCCGAGUUUUUCCACCACUUCUUCCGGACGUAAAGCUGGCCCUGCCCAGGACCUUGGCCGUAGCAACGCCUCACCUCGCGCUGUUCCCGGUCAAUCUUCGCAUCGUCGUGACAGUGGUGCUCCUGCUACACAUCUUGACUUUGUCUAUGAAAGGGGUGCUCCGCCAAGCAAGAGUCAUCAGCAGCAUCAUUACUCAUCGCACCAUUCCACUGCUCCUCCGAGCCCUAAGAGGGAUGUCCGUCAUCAAUACUGA
Molecule: messenger RNA, 1374 nt
Organism: Aureobasidium namibiae CBS 147.97
Lineage: Eukaryota; Fungi; Ascomycota; Dothideomycetes; Dothideales; Saccotheciaceae
Exons: 1
Coding region: 1-1374 (457 amino acids)
Source: RefSeq, a predicted model, not a curated record